AUGGAUAUGAAGGACAUACGAACACAAAUGGGUCAACUAGCUACUACCGUGAGAAAAUUGGAAGCACAAGCAGCUGGAAAACUUCCUUCACAACCAUUACAUCAUAAGGAGAAUGCCAAUGCUAUUGAUCUACGAAGUGGGAAGCAAGUAAAGAAGCCGGGAACAUCACCAGUGUCCCAUGAACCUGAUUUGGAGAAAGAAGAUGGUGAUAAAAACCCUAAAAAGGCUGACCCGGUAACAAAUUCUAAUUCUAAAACUCGUGUUUUUACUUAUGCUACUCCUCCGCCUUUUCCUAGCAGGCAGGUCCCUCGCUAUGCGAAGUUCUUGAAGGAAUUGUGCACUAACAAGGCCAAGUUGACCGGUAAUGAGGUAAUGAGUGUGGAGGAAAAUGCUUCGGCAUAUCUCCAAAAUAAACUCCCACCUAAGCUGAAAGAUCCAAGUAGCUUCACCAUACCAUGUACUAUUGGUAAAAUCAGGUUUGAACGUGUUAUGCUCGAUUUAGGAGCAUCCAUUAACGUCAUGUCUGCUUCCAUCUAUGAAUCAUUGAAUCUUGGUGCUCUUAAAGAUACCGGUAUUGUUAUACAACUUGCUGAUAGGUCUAAUACUUACCCGAACGGGGUUAUUGAGGAUGUUUUGGUGCAGGUUAACCAGCUCAUUUUUCCGGCUGAUUUCUAUGUUCUUGACAUGAUGGACGAAGAUUCCCCAUCAUCGUCUACCCCCUUGUUGUUGGGUAGACCAUUCAUGCGAACUGCAAGAACAAAGAUAGAUGUUUCUAACGCUCAACAGAUUUUUGAAUUAAAUGGUGAUGAUGCUUUAGAAAACACCAUAAUGGAAGGUUUAGGUUAUGGAAAAUACAAAGACCUUGAAAGUGAAUUGUCUAUUUGUGAUGAGCUUAAAGAGGUUGUUUUAGCUCUUAACUCAUUACAAGAAGUUCCAAAAAAGUAUAAUGCGUCUCAUGUUUCUCUGUCACUUACUAAUGAGAGACUUUUACCGUCGAUUGUGCAGGCACCUAUUCUUGAGUUGAAACCUCUUCUGGAUCACCUCAAAUACAUAUAUUUAGGUGAUAAAGAAGAGCCACCAGUGAUCAUUGCCAAAGACCUUACUAAGGCGCAAGAGGAGAAACUUGUUCGAGUGCUAAGAGAGUACAAGUCUGCCAUUGGGUGGACCAUUGCCGAUAUCAAAGGAAUCAGCCCUUCCACAUGUAUGCACCGAAUACUUAUUGUGGAGGGGGCAAAACCAACAAGAGAGGCUCAACGUCGCUUGAACCCUCCAGUGAUGGAAGUAGUCAAGAAAGAAAUCCUGAAGUUGUUGGAUGUCGGGAUUACCUAUCCCAUAUCCGAUAACAAAUGGGUGAGCCCGGUUCAAGUCGUUCCAAAAAAUUCCGGAAUUACAGUAGUGAAAAACGAUGAUAAUGACUUGGUUCCAACUAGAAUCCAGACAGGUUAUAAUCAGAUUGUAAUAGCUCCAGAAGAUCAAGAGAAGACGACGUUUACUUGUCCGUUUGGCACUUUUGCGUAUAGACGUAUGACAUUUGGCUUGUGCAAUGCUCCAGCCACUUUUCAACGUUGUAUGGAAUGCAAGGAGGCUUUUGACACCUUGAAGGAGCUGUUAACUACCGCACCAAUCAUCAAACCACCGGACUGGAGUAAGAUAUUUGAGUUGAUGUGCGAUUCUAGUGACUAUGUCGUGGGAGCCGUGUUGGGACAGCGAGAUGGUAAAAUUCCAUAUGCCAUUUAUUAUGCUUCUAGAUCUCUCAACGGAGCACAAAUCAACUACUCCACUACUGAAAAGGAGCUCUUGGCCAUAGUAUUUUCACUAGAGAAGUUUAGAUCUUACUUGGUGGGUACAAAGGUGGUUAUCUUCUCCGACCAUGCUGCACUACGAUACUUGAUCACAAAGAAGGAUUCUAAGCCAAGGCUCAUAAGGUGGAUACUCCUUCUUCAAGAGUUCAAUUUGCAAAUCAAGGACAAGAAGGGAAGUGAGAAUACCGUAGCGGAUCAUUUAAGCAGAUUGGUUGUGCCUGAAGAAACGAUUCCUUUGCAUGAUAGCUUCCCGGAUGAGCAACUCUUUGCGGUUGUUGGCACUACUCCAUGGUGCGCAUUCGAAUCCGAGUUCCAAUCAAUUAUGAAUUUUUGUCACUCAUAUGCUUGUGGUGGCCAUUUCGGAACCAAGAGGACGACCCUCAAGGUUCUCGAAAGUGGCUUUUACUGGCCUACAAUGUUUAAGGAUGCAUAUUUAUUUUACAAGGCUUGUGAUAGGUGUCAAAGGACAGGCAAUCUAGGUGCUAGAAACCAAAUGCCGCAAACACCAAUUCUCGCUGUUGAGAUUUUUGAUGUUUGGGGUAUCGAUUUUAUGGGGCCUUUUGAACAUAUCUUUUCUAUAUUUGGUACACCUCGAGUGGUGAUUAGUGAUGGAGGUUCGCACUUCAAGAGAUCCUUUCACGCUCUUCUUAAGAAGUAUAACAUUUCUCAUAAAGUUGGCACACCGUAUCAUCCACAAACAAGCGGUCAAUAUGAAAUUUCCAACCGGGAGAUUAAGUUCAUCCUAGAGAAGACGGUGAAUGUUACAAGGAAGGAUUGGAGUUAUAGACUCAAUGACGCUUUGUGGACGUAUAGGACAGGUUACAAGACACCCAUCGAUACUGCUGGUGAACAUAGGAAACUUCAGAUCAAUGAGUUAGAAGAGAUACGAAAUGAUGCAUAUGAAAGUUCGCGCAUUUACAAAGAAAAGACCAAGGCUUUCCAUGAUAAAAUGAUUUCCCGAAAAAGUUUUGAAGUAGGGCAGAAAGUUCUUUUAUUCCAUUCUCGUCUUAAAUUGUUUCCCGGUAAACUUAGGUCCAGAUGGGUUGGACCAUUUGUUGUUACUAAUGUGUUUGCGCAUGGUGCAUUUGAAAUUAUUAGUCCCAAAAAAGGGCUGGUUUCCAAGGUCAACGAUCAUCGUUUGAAACCAUACUAUGAGCAAUUUGUGACGGAGAAUCAGGAUAUGGUCACAUUGAGUGAUCCACUCCCUCUGGAGGAGUAA
This is a messenger RNA of Papaver somniferum (opium poppy), 3021 nucleotides long. RefSeq lists its product as uncharacterized. Lineage: Eukaryota; Viridiplantae; Streptophyta; Magnoliopsida; Ranunculales; Papaveraceae. The coding region runs from base 1 to 3021 and encodes 1006 amino acids. The transcript is spliced from 8 exons. Gene Ontology annotation, molecular function: nucleic acid binding. Gene Ontology annotation, biological process: DNA integration. The record is from RefSeq and is a predicted model, not a curated record.